Mirounga angustirostris (Northern elephant seal) is the source of this 3628-nucleotide messenger RNA. It is a transcript of the gene FERMT2, whose product is annotated as FERM domain containing kindlin 2. Bases 385 to 2520 code for a protein of 711 amino acids. The transcript has 17 exons. Gene Ontology annotation, molecular function: integrin binding. Gene Ontology annotation, cellular component: extrinsic component of cytoplasmic side of plasma membrane; focal adhesion. The record is from RefSeq and is a predicted model, not a curated record. NCBI's taxonomy places the organism in Eukaryota, Metazoa, Chordata, Mammalia, Carnivora, Phocidae. Gene Ontology annotation, biological process: integrin-mediated signaling pathway; cell-matrix adhesion.
CCACCCCUGCGGCGCGCGCCGCCCCGCCCCCAGCCCGGGAGUGCGCGCGGCCCCCAGCCCGCAGCACGGCCGCGGGGGGACGGUGAGGGACGUGGGUGAGGCGGCCCGACCCGCUCCGAGCGGCUCGGCGGGGCGGAGGAGGAGGGAGCAGGCGCGCCCUGCCAGAGCCGGACUCCGACUGAGGGGGCGGGGAGAGAGGGGUGGAGCGCUGGGAGGGAGGCGAGGGGCCGCGACGACAGGACUCCAUUAGUCGCUCCAGCCGGGAGGCAGCGCUUCGCCGGCUGAGGAGGGGGACCGGACGCUGCCGCCCCACGAGCCGCCGCGCCCGCGCCUGUUGCGGCGCGGAUCCCUGGCCGCGAGCGCAAGGAGCCUGCGGAAGGAGCCAUGGCUCUGGACGGGAUAAGGAUGCCAGAUGGCUGCUACGCGGAUGGGACGUGGGAACUGAGUGUUCAUGUGACGGACCUGAACCGCGAUGUCACCCUAAGAGUGACCGGGGAGGUGCACAUUGGAGGGGUGAUGCUCAAGUUGGUGGAAAAACUUGAUGUAAAAAAGGAUUGGUCUGACCAUGCUCUCUGGUGGGAAAAGAAGAGAACCUGGCUUCUUAAAACACAUUGGACCUUGGAUAAGUACGGCAUUCAGGCGGAUGCUAAGCUUCAGUUCACCCCCCAGCACAAACUGCUCCGCCUGCAGCUUCCCAACAUGAAGUAUGUGAAGGUGAAAGUGAAUUUCUCUGAUAGAGUCUUCAAAGCUGUUUCUGACAUCUGUAAGACUUUUAAUAUCAGACACCCUGAAGAACUUUCUCUCUUGAAAAAACCCAGAGAUCCAACUAAGAAAAAAAAGAAAAAGUUAGAUGACCAGUCUGAAGAUGAGGCACUUGAAUUAGAGGGGCCUCUUAUCACUCCUGGAUCAGGCACUGAUGUUCUUUACAUUGGCCCUCUGAAAGGAAGUAUAUAUUCAAGCCCAGGACUUUAUAGUAAAACAAUGACCCCCACUUACGAUGCUCAUGAUGGAAGCCCCUUGUCACCGACUUCUGCUUGGUUCGGUGACAGUGCUUUGUCAGAAGGCAACCCUGGUAUACUUGCUGUCAGUCAGCCAAUCACGUCACCAGAAGUUUUGGCGAAAAUGUUCAAGCCUCAGGCUCUUCUUGACAAAGCAAAAACCAACCAAGGGUGGCUUGAUUCCUCAAGAUCUCUCAUGGAACAAGAUGUGAAGGAAAAUGAGGCCUUGCUUCUUCGAUUCAAGUAUUACAGCUUUUUUGAUUUGAAUCCAAAGGUAAUGUAUUACAAAAGGAUUGUGUCUCUUUUGCUGCAGUAUGAUGCAAUCAGAAUCAAUCAGCUUUAUGAGCAGGCCAAAUGGGCUAUUCUCCUAGAAGAAAUUGAGUGCACAGAAGAAGAAAUGAUGAUGUUUGCAGCCUUGCAGUAUCACAUCAAUAAGUUGUCAAUCAUGACAUCAGAGAAUCAUUUGAACAACAGUGACAAAGAAGUGGACGAAGUUGAUGCUGCCCUUUCAGACCUGGAGAUCACUUUGGAAGGGGGGAAAACAUCAACAAUUUUGGGUGACAUCACUUCUAUUCCUGAACUUGCUGACUAUAUUAAAGUUUUUAAACCAAAAAAGCUGACUCUAAAAGGAUACAAGCAAUAUUGGUGCACCUUUAAAGAUACAUCUAUUUCUUGCUAUAAGAGCAAAGAAGAAUCCAGCGGCACACCAGCUCAUCAGAUGAACCUAAGAGGAUGUGAAGUUACCCCAGAUGUAAACAUUUCAGGGCAAAAAUUUAACAUUAAACUCCUGAUUCCAGUUGCAGAAGGCAUGAAUGAAAUCUGGCUUCGUUGUGACAAUGAAAAGCAGUAUGCACACUGGAUGGCAGCCUGCAGAUUAGCCUCCAAAGGCAAGACCAUGGCAGACAGUUCGUAUAACUUAGAAGUUCAAAAUAUUCUUUCCUUUCUGAAGAUGCAACAUUUAAACCCAGAUCCUCAGUUAAUACCAGAGCAGAUCACAACUGAUAUAAAUCCUGAAUGUUUGGUGUCCCCUCGCUAUCUAAAAAAGUACAAGAACAAGCAGCCAGGCUAUAUAAGAGAUUUGAUAACAGCAAGAAUCUUGGAGGCCCAUCAGAAUGUAGCUCAGAUGAGUCUAAUUGAAGCCAAGAUGAGGUUUAUUCAAGCUUGGCAGUCGUUACCAGAAUUUGGCAUCACACACUUUAUUGCAAGGUUCCAGGGAGGAAAAAAAGAAGAACUUAUUGGGAUUGCAUACAACAGACUGAUUAGGAUGGAUGCCAGCACAGGAGACGCAAUUAAAACAUGGCGUUUCAGUAACAUGAAACAGUGGAACGUAAACUGGGAAAUAAAAAUGGUCACGGUAGAGUUUGCAGAUGAAGUACGAUUGUCCUUCAUUUGUACUGAAGUAGAUUGCAAAGUGGUUCAUGAAUUCAUCGGUGGCUACAUAUUUCUCUCAACACGUGCAAAAGACCAAAAUGAGAGUUUAGAUGAAGAGAUGUUCUACAAACUUACCAGUGGUUGGGUGUGAAUAGAGAUACUGUGUAAUGAAACUCCAUGGCCAUAACAAUAUUUAACUUUGAAAGCUGUUGGUUGUUAUAUGCUGCUUAAUAAAGUAAGCUUGAAAUUUAUCAUUUUAUCAUGAAAACUUUUUUGCCUUACCAGACCAGUUAAUAAGUGCACUAACAAGCACGACUAUUAAUCUGCUAUCAUGAUACAAUAUAUGGACUUGAAUAUGGCACACAUUCCUUAGGGCCAUGAAUUGAAAACUAAAGUAGUGGGCAAGUCAGGAGCAAAAAAUCACUGAUUUAAUUUAAGCUAGCCAAACCAAGAAACUUAAGCCAUCUACUUUAAAGCUAUCCAGGGCUUAAACUAUAUGAAGUCUAUUUAUCAUGUUUAAUGCAUGUGUUUUAAUGUAUGUUUAAUUUGAUCUUGUGUUUUAAAAAUACCUACUUCUGGUAGCCAUUGAUUCUCCAUCCCCCACUCCCACCCCCAAAUAAAUCAGGCCUGCGAAAGAUGCCUGAUAUUUAAUAAUGUCAUUGUUUGACCUUGAAGGAAAAUGCUAUCAGUCUGUUAGGCUUGGUUUGUUUUUGUCCUUGAAGAAGCAUGUAUGUAUAUUGUCUUGUGUUUUUAUUUUUACACCCUAUUGUAUUACAACACUUUUAGUAUUCACCAGCAUAUUCACUGUCUGCCUAAAAUAUGCAACUUUUGCAUUACAAUAUGAAGUAAAGGUCUAUGAAGUAUGCAUUUUGUGUAACUAAUGUACAAACACAAAUUUUAUAAAAUUGUACAGUUUUUUUAAAAAACUACUCACAGCUAGCAAAUGCCUUAGAUGUAGCAUCUUUGCAUUAAUUAAAUGCUUUUAAAAAUACAAUUAAUGUGCAGUUUUCAUACCUGCUAAAUUAAGAAUGACUUCAUUAUAGUCAUGAUUUGCCACAGUGUCCUUAACUCUAAUGCCUGGACUGGCCAUGUUCUCGUCCGCUGCGCUGUUACAGUCCGCAUUGGUGCUAGUCAGAAAAUUCCUAGCUCACACAACCCAAAAGGAUGCCGGGAGGGGUGGAUUACCAGUAUUGUCCAAUAAUCCAUGGUUUAAAGACUGUAUAAAUGCAUUUUAUUUUAAAUAAAAGCAAAAUCUUUUA